UUUUGAGACGGUUGCCUCCAUAGAGAGAUAUUCUUCGCCUCCUAAAAUGAGGAGAUCGACGAUAUUUCUUUUCUUUGCGACCCUUUUGGUUCAUAAUUGGGCGAUUGACUUACCUCACUUUUCCACGUUUGAGAACGACGUCGACUUUUGGGACGAAGGUGCCAACAAAAGAUCGGACUCGAGCCACAGUUCAAGUUCUAGUUCAUCAAGUUUCAGUUCAAGCUCUAGUUCAAGCUCCAGUUCUACCUCAAGCUCUGAUUCAUCAGAUUCGUUUGAGAUCAAAGUCGAAGAACACGAGCAAAAGACGGACAAGUAUGGAACUCACGAAAUAACGAAGAUACACGAGAAGAAGAAGCCCGCCGGCGGAAACGAAACUUCAAGUAGCAAAACCAUCGAAGUGUUUCGUUAUGCGAAUGGAACGAUUCGUCGAAAGGUGAAAACCAACGGAAAAGGGAUGCAGGUAUAAUUUUGUUUACAAAAUAUACCACCAGAGUUAGUAUCUCAAAGAGCGAUUUCAAUUCUUUUAAUCGUGUUUUAACUUAAUAAGCUCAUUGAAAUGGUCACCAGGAUCAACGGGGCAAAAAUCGCGAGUCUUGAGUCUGCUCCUGGUUUGCGUGCAAAUUUCAAAUCGUUCAAUAUAUGUACGUUCUACAUAUUCCUGUACAUUUUUAAUGCAUGUAACCCCGUCGUACUUUUCUCCACAACUGUGGAUGUAUGCAAAAAAAUUAAGCCCGUCAUGUAGUACCCAGUCGAUUCCUACCCAGUCAAUAAUAGGCCCUUUGCAGGUUUCCAUUCACGUGGUACAAAACCGGCACAUUGGGACGCAAACGUCGCACUGCGACAAGACAAACAAAGGAAAUUACCGUUUAAAAUUAUGCAUGCCUUUUGUUGGUCUUGCUCCAAUGCAACUUUUGCGUCCCAAUAUACCCAUUUUCCAUCCACAUGAAUGGAAACCUGCAAAGGGCUAAUUUGUACUCACAUUUGGGUCAAUUGGCACCCGCAUUCGAGUAAAUUUGUACACAUAAAGAUAGCAAAGUGAUUACAACUCAAUAAUAAUAAAAGCGUGCUACCCAUGAAUAUACCUUGUUCUUUAAGCCACAUUCCGAAAUUGUGCGCUAUAAAAAAUUAAUGUAUACCCGGUAAUUAACAAUUAUUCCUCGAGCCUGAAUGGGCUCUGAGUCAACAGCCCAUGAGGCCGAAGGCCAAAUGGGCUAUUGACUCAGAGGCCAUGAGGGCGAGAGGAAUAAUUUGUUUUAGUAAAAGCCAACUAGCUUGUCAAAAAUAUCGGGACAAAACAACUUUAGCAAAGUUAGAAGUGGGCUGUAACAUGUAGCCUAGUAGUAGCUCAACUAAUCGGAACGCAGCAUUGAUAAUGGACUGGUCACUAGUUGGAUUUUACUAAUGGACAAUUAUUCCUCGAACCCUAAUGGGUUCUCAGAGUCAAUAGUCAAUGGGCUAUUGACUCAGAGGCCAUGAGGGCAAGGGGAAUGAUCGUUUUAGUAAAAUCCAACUAGUUGGUCAAAAAUAUCGAGACAAAACAACUUUAGCUAGCAAAACGUGAUUCAGCCGCCAUUGUUUUGGUUUGCAAAGCCGGCGCUUUUCGCCACUUGUGGGCUAUAACAUAAAAAAAAUUAUACCCUAGUAGUAGCUCAACCAACCAGAACACAGCAUUGAUAAUAGACCACUAGUUGGAUUUUACCAAUAACAAAUAUACUUCAUUCUUUAAGGCACAAAACAGGUGUUACUCAAAAACAUUCAAUAAAUGUUUUGGUGAUCUAUUCUGUGUAGAUUAAGUUAACAAUGACUAAAAAUAUGAAAUUAUGUUGAACUUUGUGUGCUUGUUGGUCUAAAUAAGGAUAAGUAAUAAUUUAAAAGACUGAAUACAAAGCAACUAAGACUGGUAGUCAGGGAGCAAGUGUUCUCUGGUGGGAAGUUAGUGCUUAAAGCAGGCCACUGGUCUAGAUAUGUUGAAGGGACCUUAAUGAACAUGGGUAUGAAAUCGACCGAACUUGGGUAUGAAUGGACUUGGGUAUGAAUUGUCACGGGUACUAAAUAGCGGUAAACUCAUUUUAUAUUCAAUGCAAAUCAUAAACGUUUGAGGCUAUGUAGAGAUGAUAUUUACACAGUACGUGAAAAUUUUUUGUUGUCUUUAUUCUAGGCUGAGUGCACCAAAAACCAAGACUGUGGUGACAAAAAGUUCUGCAGCAAAUUCAGACUUCAGUGUCAACAGUGCAUCGAUGGCUCAGGAUGUUUCAGCAGUGAUCAGUGUUGUGGAGAUAAAGUCUGCAAGCUUGGCUGGUGCAAGUCUGAACCAAGUAAAUAGACAGUAGUUAGUAUACAAUGUACCACACAAUGUGAUCAAAAAGUGCUUUUUGUGAAUGUUGAUUGGUUGGGUCAGAGGUGAUUAGCCAGGUUCUAUUCACCUCAUGCAGCCAGCACACAGGAAAUUAAGUUUUCUGAGCAUUUGAUAAAUAAAUUAAAGUACUUUGUUAGUCCAUUCAGUUGUUCAGCUUGUGCAAAGGGGUAAAAUCUUUAUAAUAAAACAAAAACAAUAUUAUUUUUCAUCUCAGUAUUAGUGAAAGUGAUAGCAACCAGUGAGCAGAGGUUUCUUCCCAGCAUGGCUUUUAGAAUUAACAAAGUUGUACGUGUCACUGUCAGCCAUGUAGUUGGUUUUUUAAUACCUCAUUAAGUGGUAGAUAUUUACCUCACUGCUUUGCUGCUUGUAAUCGAAUGAUAAUUUUGUCAUGCACCUAUGACUACAAUUUUAGGGCUAUAGUCAUUUUAGGUCUCGUCUUACAACUUUUGACUUUCUUCAUUGCCGAUUUUUUUGAAUUUAGCAAUAUUAUUAUUUGUUUAUAAUCAUUGUUUUUAGAACGCACUGGCCUUGCAAAAUCCCCUUGCGAUGAUGACAGCCAGUGCAAUGCAGGUCUGUUCUGUUCAUACAAUGUAUUUGAUGGUGGAAAGUGUGAAAAACUUAGAAAGGAGGGAGAAUCAUGCACCAUGGAAAUGUUUGACAGACGCCGCCCUAAAUGCAUGGAAGGUCUGAGUUGCAAACGAACAAGGUAGAUACACCUAGAUCAAGUUUUUAGAAGCACAGUUAGCCUAAAUCCUGGGUUAAGCCUGGGAGAGCUAAUAUAUUGCUCCACAAAGCUGCAAAGUUUUGCAGAUGUGUCUAUGGUGGGGACUUACCCCCAAUCAUACAAACGUCUGUAAAAUUCCACGAUUUUGCGAAGCUAUAUCUUUCUAGUUUUCAUCAAACCAGUUUCAAACUUGGCAACUUAACUGAUUUUGUGGGUUUAUUUCCAGCCAUGUUGACUUAUUUUUGCUAUGGUUCCAGUCAAAAGUUUUAUAAACUGGGGAAGUGUCUUUUCUUUUAAGGAUUAUAAUAUUUUGUUUAUCUUCUGUAGUGGUUUUGCAGUAUUCUUCAAAUACAAGUGUUUGAAGGAAGGCAGUGUGGAGGAUACAUCGCCUGCUGAGUCACCAUUUGAUUGGUUUAACAACUGGAAGAAAUAGACUCCAGCAGAAGCGUAUUGAAAGACAGCUCAUUAAUUUAACAGAAAAUACAUUAGACUUCAGCAAGAGCGUCUUCAAAGACAGCUCCUUUAUUUAACAGAAAAUACAUUAUACUCCAGCAAGAGCGUCUUCAAAGAAAGCUCAUUAAUUUAACAGAAAAUUCAUCAUAGUGUAUAGGAUACCUGUAGAUUUCUUGAGUUUUAUUUAAGAGAACAUGAUACACUUAAUGUCAGAUCCCGAGGGAAACAGUUAGUUUUGUUUUCCCGAGAGUCAGGGGUCGAGGGAAAACAAAACUUAUCGUUUACCUUUUAAAAAGUUAUCUCCACUAAUUCUAAGAAAUAAUUACAGUAAAUAUAUUCACAUGCCAAUCCUCCAUAAUUAUUAAGGAGAUCGCUAACAAGAAUUGGAUAUUGAGGUUUAUAGGAUUAAGCAGUACAAAUACAGGUGUUUGUACUAUCUAAAUGCAGUUGCAUCAGCUGUAUAUAAGUGCUGUUCAAUUCUUGUUUAUUUAGAGAAAAGUUGAGUGACAUGUUCUCAGUACAAGAUGUUAUUUUAUGGCCUCUCUGAGAGUAAGAUGUAAAAUUUGUCUUGUCAUCUCCAUCGCGUGUAGAGGCAGCCGAUAAUUUUGAAAACUGGUGAACUGUAAGAUUAAGAUAAGGGUUUUUGCGUAUAUUUGUGUGUAGAAUACAACAAUAAAAUCAGAAACUCCUCCCUAGUGUGUGAAAAGAAAUUAAAGUUGAGCGUCUUUUUUUUUACUGAAAAUAGAGUCCUGAACAAUGUCGCGUGCUUUGUGUACUUGACGGCAGAUCGUCCCAUCAGCGAGGGAGUUGGUGAGGGGGUUCGUUAACUCGCCUCGGAGUCUCGAACCAUUUUAUCUCCCUGUCAACUGGGAACAAAUAAUUUGGGAUACGACCUUAUUAACUGGUGAAAUGCUUUGAAAUGUGAAAGACUGUGGUUAUGGCUAGUUGUAUAGAAAUACUAUAAUUAUGUUGACUCGGUUUUUUCAGUCAGUUGUGUGCUGUUUAUGGCUGUAGCAGUAUUCCGCAAUCUCGAUCCCAUCUCCUGAAUGGAGUCUUUUUACCGGCCAAUUUUCCAAACUAACUCGGAGCAGUUGAUUACCAAAUGACCUAACCGGCUAACCAAUUAUCCUAAAACGUACAUCAAACAUUAACGAGGUGGGUAUUAAAAGGAUAAUUAAAAGAGAAAUUGGCUGGUCUUAAACAAUGACUGCGAUAACCAUUCAUUAACUAAAUGAAAUGGUUUUAUUGUUUUAAUCCUCGGUCCAAGUUAGACUUCGUGUCGACCAAACCGCAUACGACAAAGUUUAUCUUGGAAGGGUAACAAGCGAACCUACUGAGAUCGGAGCAACACAAACUCAGACCACCCACCCAUAAUUUCCGUGUGUUUUGGUGGGACCACUUUACCUCUCGCUUUGGUAAAAAGGUCAUGACCAAAUUCUACCUGUCAGGUCACUUUCUUUUCAUUUAUUUUAUUGUUUAUUUUGUCUUACUAUAAUCUGAAGUCAACACAGGCAAUACAUAUCUAAGAGGACACGGCCCUCCAACAACACUAGUUAAGUUUCUAAUAUUUUUCUGUCGAGGGCUCUAAAAAUAUAUAGAGCUUUUACAAUACUGUGAAAUCCUGUCGCCCCCCUUUGUUCUAGGGUUGUUGACCACAUGUUCAGUGUCAUUAAUGGUCAUUCCUUCGCUAUUAUCUAAACAAAUUAAUAAAUAAUAGCGCCUCCAUUAGCAAAUUGCAUUAGACCACGUGUUGGCCUUUAUUUAGAUUCGUAAGUAAACAACAACUGAAAGUUUAAAAUCAUUGUGUUUAGAUCAGGGCUGGAAACAGGAUUCCACUACUGAGAUGAACAAGGCAAUAAUUCUGCUCCUAGUGCUGGCGUUGACCGCUCUUCAAAUCGACGGGAAAAAGUCGAAAAAACAUGAGUCAGAGAAGGAGAAGGAGGUGAAAAGCGAAGAUGGUGUUGAGACCGAAGAAGAACCCGUCUUCAGGAGCUAUUUUCCAGGAUUCGCUAUUCGUAUCCCGGUACCGAAUUUCGGCAUCUUGUCAAACAUAAGAGAGCGUUUGGACAAUCUCUUCUCAGGAAAACAGCCUGAAGGACUUAGCGACUUCGUGCCUGGCGACAAAACGAAAUAUAAGACCACGACCAAGACAAAAAAUUCAACGCGCGGUCCGUUCAAGACGUAUACUGUGACACAGGAGACAGUAUCCACGGAGAACAAGAGUUCGCCCCACGUCGUGUCUAAAAUCUUCCAGUCUCUCACUACGCUUGACAAAGAUAAGCUGCUGUCCAAAGGAAAGAAUGGCAAAAUUAAGAUUCCUUCGAUGCAGUUCGAGCUUGGACCAUUUGGACCGGCGUUUGAAGAUGCUAAGGGAGAGCCGGUGGGUUUUUGUUUUCUUUUCCACUUUGUCUUGUGCUCCUAACUUGAGUAAGGUGCGCGAUCUUUCAGUAAACUUCUGGGUUAUUUUCAUCGAUUCUUCUCAGUUCUGGGCACUGUUCAUAAAUGUUAGCAAACGAAAGAAGCUUUUUUUGUACAAAUGACGGCGGAGUGAUGUGUCUGCUAUAAAAAUUCUUCUAACGGACUGCUAAAGCUGUGCCAUAUUUCGAAAUACGGAGCUAAGUCCAUUCAGUAAGAAAAUUCAUUUACUCUCUGAGGGACCAAAAUAUAUUGUUAUGUCAAUCCCCCAUCAUGCUGUCUAUAUACAUUUUAUCGUUUGUUUUUAUAUAUCAUGGAAUUCCAGUUAGCUGUUAGGUUGAGUUUGCAUUAGAGAAUGGCAAUCAGUGAAAUUCCAAACACGAAAAAUUAGAUUCCUUGACGCGUAAAGGGUAAAAAAAAAAAAGAAUCAUCGAAGCAUUGAAAAUUGUAUUUGUCCGAGGUUCCAUCUUUGGUCUAUCCUUGCCUUGAGCUGGUACCUGCCAGAGAACCUGCUAAGUUAAAUACAGUCUGCUAAUUGCUAUCAUGUUUAUCCGUGAUUGAGAAAUCAGAGCAGUCGGUUCGAGGGCCGAUUAGCGCUAACGCAGGGUUAAAUUUUAACCCUGGUUUCUUUUUCUUUUGUUCACAAGCAUUUUCCCAAAUAAUUUUCUCUCUUCUUUAUAGAGUAUCCAAUCAUCAAAUUGUAGGCAAAAAGAUUACAACUGAAUUUGCUUCUCAAACUUUCAUAUCUGAAAUCAAAUUUUGCACUAACUCUUGAUUAACUUAACCCUGCUUUGAACAACCCGGCCCAGGUAUUUAAGGUGGAACGAGGGUGUCAGAAGAGGUUGCUUGAUGACUAUGAACGUCUUGCAAGGGAGAGCGUAUUUUUAGCCAAACGGGGAACUGUACAAAUGUAAUUAAACUGUUACUUAGUAGUAACGUGAAUUGAACUCAAUGAAUAAUAUUAACAGUCAAUGCUCCCUUUUAGCUUACAUCCAGCCUAGCUAUGUAUAUAUGGAAGCUCCGCAAAUAGACCCAGCUGGCCGCUUAUGCAUGGCCAUGGUUUUUGUAAGCGGUCACAGACUUUAUUAAAUGUGUUUUUUUUUCUUUGUCAAGGGCAGCUGUAAGUAGAGCUGCUAUGCUAUUACGAUAGUGUCCUCUUGAAGAGUUUAGCGGUCGGACUGUCCAGUAAGAGAACAACCUUUGAACCAGGAAAAGUGUUAAAAGCGGUGUCUGAAACGGCCUGCAUUAGCCUGAAUCGUUAUUACUCCCUCAGUAACAACGGGAGUAAUAACGACUCGAAGUAAUCGGAUGAAAUUCAGCCGCUAGGCCUGCAUGGCAUUGGGGCCACGAUUAAAUGUCCAAGGUAUUACGGGAAGUGUUCGUUGUCUAAGUGUCGACUAAACUAGAACAAUGAAUAAUAAAAAUAAAACAAAAAAAUAGGUAAUCUUCCAAAACAGGACUAACUUCAAGGGUGAUCCACGUCCAAUGUUUUAUCAGGUUUUAUAUGAUUAUUGUAAACAAUCUGUGCGAUGUCAUGAUUUGCACACUUCACUCUCUGUAACCUUUGUUAAUAACGGGCGAAAUAAAGACAUUUUAUUUAUUUAUUUAUUCAAGUGAGGAUUUAUAGGCAGGACUUAUUGAUGAAUUGUGUAAUCGAAGUGUAAAGUAAUUGUGGUUGCCAUUCAGCAAUGCAUAUAAAUUGCACAAAUAUAUGUAUGUUCCCUGUGUUACUGAAGCGUUAUUUCGUCAUCCAAUUUCAGAAAUGCAGCAAACCUGAAGAUUGCAAGAAAGGCCUUUAUUGUGACGCGUUCUACGGAUUCUGUAAGAAGCUUUUGGACGCCGGAGAAGCUUGCACCCAGAAAGACCAAUGUGACAGCAAAGGGGGAAAAUACAGAUGUACCUGGGGUCGCUGCAUAGCAAAUGCUGAGGAGGGAAGUGCAGGUUUGUCAUUAUUCCAUGAAACCGUGUUCCUGCCUUUUCGGCAAGUUCACAGAAUGUAGGUCAGUAUCAUGACAAUGUAACACUCUCUCGAUUUUUUUUAAUAAUCCAACUCCCACCACAUGUGAAACGCUAGGCGUGUUAAUUCCGGUCUCUAGGACAGCAAAGCUGGCCUGGGCUCUUCUUCCUUUCCUUUAAAAGGGAAAAAGGAAUAUUAAUUGAAACAGCUUAAAAUCUCACUACCCAUGACCAACGACGCGAUCAUGUGAAACUCAGGCAAGGUCAUUAUCACUACCAGGCUGUGAUAUCAGUUUUGGGUGUGUUGGUUGGUUGUUAUCUUCUUGUGAAAACCAGUUUCAAGUUUUUCAUGAAUAAAAGGAACUUAUCUAAAGUAAAUAUAAGAUAUAGGAGCCAGUGUUUUUUGGCCGAGUGGUUAGAGCCCUGGACUUGCAAUUCGGAGGUCCCGAGUUCAAGUCCCGCCCUGACCGCUAGCUGGAUUUGUUCACCGGUAGUCACUAGUUCAAAUCCUCGUCCACGCUUGUAAACAGUAGCCAGCUGGUUUGCCUCCAGCCAGUUGGGAUUCUUAACCCUGCUAUGUUUGAUUUAAGUUAUUUGUUUCAGGUAUUUGCUUGGCCUCACAAGCAUUACUGCUAUAAGUACUGCCGAGGGUAAAUAAUGGAAUUAUUAUUAUUAUCCCGCUCGUCAGAACGCAUUCCAAUCUUGGUGUUCCUGUGGUACAAAGCCAGAAAUGUUUGAGGUAUCACGGGUGACUGCCGAUUAGCCGCCCCUAUUGAUUUUAUCAAGGGCAUCUCGGCCGGGAAACUGAACUCCUUUCAGCUCGAUUUCGUUUCCGUGAGUGACGAGCGCGGAUCCGUAAUCAAUGAUCCCUCUAGUUAUUAAUAUUAUUUACGAAUUUCAACAAGAAUAUGUUAAUAAAUACUUAAUGUUUAUUUAUUAUUAGCCUGCGUAGCAAGCCUUUCCGCGCGAGUUCGUCGAGAACGCCUUUUUUUGCUCCCGCUCUAACUUUCGCGCAAUGACUCAACUGCAAACGCUUGCUACGCAGGCUAAUUUAUUAUUGCAGGUAGGAGGUGUUUGUCUAUCAAUUGACUUUCUUUGCUGUUUUCUGUAGGUACUUUCUGUGACUCCGAUAGUGAAUGUCACUCCAAUGAGGAACUCAGCUGCCAAGAACAAGCUGAUAUCAGCCGCUUCACCCGUGUCUGUAUGGCCAAGUUAGAGGAGGGUUCAGUUUGUGGAAAUGCAAUUCAAAGCAUGUUUAAUCUGUUCAGGAGAAGUGAGCAAGACUUGUCCAAUAUCUGCAAAAAGGGGCUGGUUUGCAAGACUGUUGGGUAAGAACUUUCUCUGGGGUCUGAUCAUGGGCCUUUUCAAUCUGGCGGCUUUGAUUUUUUUUUUUUAGGGACCCUCCGAUUCGACAACGGCGACGUCAAUGGAUCGGUCCGACUAGAAAGUAGAUUUUUCAAACUUCUUGGCCGUUAUUCCAAAUCACCCAGUUACUUGAAAGUUAGGAUACUGGAAGAGAGGUGAACACCUCCGAGCCUUAAACUACUUUGCUGUGUGCCUUCUCCAGUCGACCUAAAAUUUGGUCAUUUUACGUCGUAGUUGUGCAGCCGGGGACGGCAAAGAAAUUUACAAAAAUACCUGAUGCACGCGCAGAGGCUUUGCUUUGCUCACAUGAUCUAUGAUAUAGACGUCCCCGUUGCCUUCCCCGUCAUAGUUUUGUAAGAUCCCUAAUCUCCCAUUAGCGGACGUCAUGCAACCUCUCUUGACGAUCACCCUAUGUAAUGUUCAUGAAGCUUUUUGUGUAAUCGGGGAAUCUGUGCCAUUUUCAAGUUUCUGAAAGAAAGUUUUGUGUUUGAUGGUUUUAAUUAAGCUGCAACUAUUUUCUAGCCAAGUAAACCUGCUGUACUUUCAUCCUUUCUUUCUAGAAUGGAAUUUUUAGAAUCUUUAGAUGAGAUGCUCACUCGGACUCCCCUCCCUCCGCUUUCAAUUUCCAUCCUCAAAGGUUUUCUUUUAUGUUUUGUUAGGUUUCUUGGACGCAUGCGCUGUAUCCGGGAUUCCGAGGUUUUCAGUUCCGAGGAGACAAAACUAAUCGGAUAUGAAAAACCCGAGAAAGAAACGAAAUCGAACGACGAGAAGAGUAAAAAAAUAAAGUUCUAAAUCCCUGAAGUUCUAAAGUUCCUGGGUAGUCGCAGGAAUAUAGAUGGAUGCGCAGUAAAGAGUAAUGUUAUGAUCUAGUAAUAUGAAAAAGAGGAAACUAUAUUUUGUAAUAUCUAAAUAUAACUUAAUAAA
Molecule: messenger RNA, 10193 nt
Organism: Porites lobata
Lineage: Eukaryota; Metazoa; Cnidaria; Anthozoa; Scleractinia; Poritidae
Source: the annotation of a GenBank genome assembly